Messenger RNA from Schistosoma spindalis, 1030 nucleotides. NCBI's taxonomy places the organism in Eukaryota, Metazoa, Platyhelminthes, Trematoda, Strigeidida, Schistosomatidae. The record is from the annotation of a GenBank genome assembly.
AUCUAGUCUCAAAUUACAAUUUAUGAGAACCAAAUCAAUAUAAAUUAGGUUAAAACUCUAUUAGAGUAAACUAUUUAUGGAAUUUCAAUACAUUUUGACUAUAUUUUUUGCCUAUUACAAUCAUUUAGUUUAAAUAUUCUAGCAAUUAUUCAAAGCCAAAGUCUACUAGAACUCGUCGCUUUAUGCUUAACAACAACGAAAUUUAUGAACAAACAAAAGGCACACCGAUGGGAUCACCAAUAUCAGGACUUAUCGCAGAAGCAGUGAUGCCGAGACUAGAGGCCUCGAUCUUACCAGUGAUCAAGCAAAAAAUUUGCAUUCGUUAUUUGGACGACACAUUCGUCAUCGUCAAAAAGGAUGAGCUGGAAAACACCUACAGGCUGAUCAACAACGUCUUCGAUGACAUCAAGUUCACAAUGGAACAGAAGUCAAACGACAAACUAUCAUUCUUGGAUGUAGUGAUCACCAGAACCGACAAAGUUAAACUGGAGACUCAAUUGUAUAGGAAGCCGACCCAUACAGAUCAAAUUCUCAACUACAAUAGCAACAACCCAACAGCUCACAAAAUCAACUGCGUACGAACUCUUUUCAAGAGGACAAGGACACACUGUAACACACAGCACGGAUAAAUGAAGAAAAAUACUUGAAGACCAUCUUUCAAAAGAAUGGCUACCCAAUCAACUUCAUCAAAAAUAAAAUCAAGUACAGAAAUCAGCAAAAGGAUCAUACUAUCAUACAUAACAGUCAUAUCAGAAACGACACGGAGAUUGCUGAAAACCUUCAGAAUAGUUGUAGCACACAAACCGACGAAAUUACUACAAUCAAUCCUAUGCAAACCAAAGGAUGAAAUGACAAAAGAAGACAAACCAAACAUCUACAAAAUAAAUUCUGUCAACUGCGAAAAACACUACAUCGGACAAAGCGGACACCCUUUUCAUCUUCACCUGCAUAAACAUCAAUUAGCAGUCAAACGCCAUGACAUGUCCUCACUUAUAUCAAUGCAUGUGGACACACAUUCGAUUGGAAAAAU